Molecule: messenger RNA, 6386 nt
Organism: Belonocnema kinseyi
Lineage: Eukaryota; Metazoa; Arthropoda; Insecta; Hymenoptera; Cynipidae
Product: titin-like
Exons: 7
Coding region: 265-5550 (1761 amino acids)
Source: RefSeq, a predicted model, not a curated record
AACAAGUUUGAAAAGGUGACUGUCUGUUUUCAUUCAAACAAAUUUCGAUUAAAUUUAGUUUUUCAGUCGAUGUGAUUGAAUGAAAGUUAUUCUCAAAUAAAAAAAUGCUUUCGGUGUGUCAUUAGUUAACGAUAUAACCAGAUGAAACUAUUCCAUAAGAUUACAAUGCUCUUGUGCCACUUGUGUGAAUAUUCGCUUCGGAAUGUUAUCGGAUUAGUGAGUGAUUUUAAAAGAAAAAUAAACUAGUGACAAUUAAAAAAGACAAUGAGUAGAAAUAGAGGCACAAUGGAGACAGUGACCUGGAUGUUAGUUGAAAACACAGUACCAGAUCGCUUGUCAAAUGAUUCCUUAACUCACGCAUUGCAGUUCACAUCAAAAAUUAAAAAACGUACAAAAAUUGUUAAUCGUGAGAUAAGAAAAUAUUCUGGAUUAAAAAGUUAUAAUCAGUAUCUCGACAUUAAGAGAUCUUAUUUGAGAAAUACUUCAGUUGACGAAGAAAGUGAUUACGAACCUAGUUCAAGAUCCAAAAUUGCAAAUUCAAGGGACAGUAAUCCCGACCUUUUGGCUUAUUCUAGUGCUGAAGAAAGUGAAGAUGAUCGUGACUAUGAUGAUAUACUUAUUGGGGAAAAUCCCAUUAUUUCUUUAUCUGGUAGAGAAGACGAAAAUUGCAGCAGGAGAAAAGAAUCAAAGAAAAGCAGUACAGAAAACAGUGAUUCAGAAACUCAAACUUCUCGUUCACCUUCCAUAAGAAACCAACAUACUUCUUUAAGAAUAUCAGUUCAGCCUUCGACAUCUCGAAAGUCAACUGUUCGGAAAUCGAAAAGAGUUCAAACAAUGCUAACAAACUUUUUAGAAAGAAAAAAUAUUUCCCGUCCUGAAGAAACUUCUUCACCGAAAGACGAAGAGCGACAAAUUGAAGAAAAAGAACAUUCUGAAACGACUGAAUCGCCUCCAAAGACUCGAGUUAGUCCUCGAAAAGUUUCUAAACCUCAACUCGAAAGCAGCAACAAAACCUCAGUCCAAAAACGUGUUUUAGAAAAUAGAAAGCUACGGAAUAAAACACGCGAGGACGUCAAGAAAAAUCUCUCUACUAUUAUUGGAGAUUCCGAAACAGAAAACCUAACCGAAAAAAAUUCGGAUAAAAACAAACUGAACGAAACUCAAGAUUCUGAUUUAAAUUUGUCUCACAUGAUGGCUAUCGCCCAAAGUACACAAUAUCCAGACGAUUGCUCAGAUAUUUCUGACAAAACAGAGAAGAAGAGUCUAGUCGGUGAUUUUUUGACCAAAAAAAAUCAAAAUCAGCCGAAAGAUUCAGGAAUUGAAGACGAUUCUACAGAGGAGUCUGCGAAAUUAAAAGGAAAAUGUAAAAAAUUUUUAGACAUUAAGAAAAGCACACCGAAGCAGAAAUAUGCGAGAAAAUCUGCUAUUAACAAUAUAAAUACUAAUCAGAAUAGUUACAAUAAUGAUAAUAAUUUCGGCUUAGAAGCGGAAGAUGCAUCUGAGGUUGAAAGUUUAAAAGGAGCCGAAACAUUAGGAAAUUAUGAGAAUGGAUUUAUACGAAAUAAUGAGCCUCAUAAAGAGAAACAUCCACCGAAAAUUAUUGGAUCGGAAAUUGUGGACAAAAAGUACAAAAUCGUGGGUAAGAAACAAGAAGGUUUAACAGAGAUUCCCGAAGAAGAGGAAGAAAUUGAUGUCGUGGGGAUGGAACAAUGUGAUGAAUCGGAAUCUUCGUCUUGGAAACUGAAGGAGAGCAAAGAAAAUGAUGAGAAGCGGGAAGAAAAAUCUGAGCAACGGAAAAUUGCGAGAAAAGAGGAACAUAGAAAGAAAUCGAAUUUUGGAAAAGAUGAGAAGAUAAAAGAAUACGAGGCCGAGAAAGGGGACGAAGAAGACGAAAGUCAGGAGGAAGUCUUGACUGACCGGGUAGAAGAUGAAAUUGAAGAAAGUGAUGAAGGCCUUGAGAAGAUUAAAAAAUUUAUUAUCAAAAAGCCCAUCGAUAAGAAAUUAAUCAAUCAAGAAAGGACUCCUAAAAAGGGGAAGAAAUCCGAGAAACAAAGUAAGAACAGUAAAAAGGAAAAAGAGAGCAUACAAGAACCGAAUAAAAAAGAUCAUGAAAGUCAUAUUUUCUCAAGUAGUGAAUCUGAUUUCGAGGAGCAAAAGGAAGGGAUGGAAAGUCCGAAGAAACAAUUUGAACAAAAAGAUUCUUUGGAAGAAAAAGAUGAUUCAAUUAAUGAAGAAGGAUUGAAAAACGAGAAACAGCAGGAAAAAAGAAAAGUGGAAGAAAAGGUCAAGGAUUUUAGUAAUGAUGACGACUCAGAGAGCGACAAAGAAGAAAGAAAACAACAGGAAAGAAGAAAAGUUAGCGAAAAAGUAAAGGUAGUUGGUAGUGAGGAAGACUCAGAAGAUAAAAAUUAUAAAUUAAAACGAAAAGAAAUUCAGCAAGAGAAGGUAAAUUAUUCUAGUAGUGAAGAAGACUCAGAGAGUGAAAAACCAGAAGUGAAACAAAAAGAAAUAAUUCAACAAGAGAAGGUAAAGGAAUCUAGCAGUGAAGAAGAAUCGGAAGGCGAAAAAGAAGUAAAGCAAAAAGAAAUCCACGAACCUAAAAACAUAACUGAAAGAAGGAAAGUCAAAAAACUGAAAGAGGAUUCAAAAAGUAAUGAGGAAGAAAAAGAGAAUGAAGAUCCAAAAUUGAAACUUGGUGUAGAAAAUAAUGAUAAGAAAAAUAAGAGUGGUGAAGUUGAUGAAGAAAAAUAUGAGAUAGAAGACAAUGAAGAUCAAGAAAGAGAAGAAUUAAUAUCUGAAGAAUCCAAUCUCAAAAUAGUAGAGAAAGCAUUUACUGACAUUCAAAAUAUUGAUUCAAAUGAGACAGAGAAAAUAGAGAAUGAUAAUGAAGAUUCGAAUGAAGUCAAAAUGGAUUCAAGGGAAAUAUUUACGCAAUUUGUAGAUCGGAAACAUGAUUCUGAAAGUGAAGAAGAGAAACAGGAUGAUGAAGAAUUGAGAUUGACUCUCGAACACGAAGAAACUUAUGUUAACUUGGACGAUAAUAAAAUAGCAAUCGAUGAGCACAAAAUCGAAGUUUCAGAAAAUCCCGAUAUGAGUGAUGAGGGAGAGGAAGUAAUGUCUGCUAAAAGUUUGGAAAAAGUGCAACAGAUGAAAAGAUUGGAUUUGACUAUGGGCAGUGAUAGUUCUUCUGAUGAAGAAUUUUCUCAGGCUCAAAUGAAUCAGGAUAAAAAGUUUGUGAGAAAGGAAAAAUCGUAUUCUUCAGACUCGGAAAGCGAGGAAGAUGAUAAGAAGAAAUCUCCUAAGAAGAAAGAUUCUCCAAAGAAGAAAUCAAAUGAAAAGAAAUCGCCUAAGAAAGAAAAAUCGCCAAAGAAGAAAGAGAUUCCAAAGGAUUUGGUCCGAAGUUCAGGCGAAUCUGAAGAUGAUUCUAAAGAAGAUGAAAACGAGAAAAUUACAGAAGUAGUUCAACCAGAUGAGGAUCGGGAUUUUUAUAAUUAUAUUCAAGAAGGUGUGUCGUUUUUGCAACAGCAAAUAGAUGGAAAAGAGAGGAGUAGUAGUCAAGCUAUAGAAAAUGUAGAAACUCAGAAUUUUGGCUCUUCUCAAGUAAUUUCUGAUCCAGAUACUCAGAUUCCUUUGAAAAAUGAAAAGACGAAGUCAACGGAAAGUAGAAAGAAGGAGUGUCUCAAAUAUGCGCUUGCUAAUUUAGAAAGUGCAAAUACUAAAUUAAAGAAGGGAAUUGAACAUCAGGUGGUCGUUGAUGAAAUGCAGCAAUUGAAAGAAAAUGACAAGGUUAUCACUGAAAAUUUCCAAAAAAUGACGGAGUACGAGGAAUUAGUUAAAAAGGAAAAUCUGAUUGAGUAUAAUGUGCCUACCACAAUAAAUUUGCAAACUAUUUGGGAUGACUUUGACAUGUGGUCGAUUCUAAUUCCGGAAAAGGAAAUUUCAAAAAAUUUGAAAAGAGAGCAAAUGUUUUACAAAGAAAGCGAAUUACAACUUGGCAAAAAAGAGUAUAAAGCAUCUUUGCUGAAACCAGAAACUUUAAUCUUUGUUUGUAGUUCCGAGGAAUCGAAAAUGCCUUACAAAACUGUUGAAAUCAAACCAGUUGCUUCCUUGAUUGUUCGUCCAAAAAAUGCUUUCAUCAAUACUUGGUCUGCGGAAAAUGAACCGAAAAGGAAGAGAAGAAAACGUUGCGAUACCCAAGAAUCUUCAGUGACUAUUUCGAAAGAAGUAACACAUCCAGCUUCCAACAUUCCGAAAAAUCCAAAGAAGAAAAAGAAGAAGAAGAAACUUUUCACUCAAGAAUCCAUGCUGGAUCUGGUAGAGAAAAAACCCGAAGAUAAUGAAUUAGAAUCUUCUCAGGGUUCAGAAGCUGCGAAUACUGCACAGAAAAGGAAACGGAAACACUUUUUAUCAGAGAGCGAAGAAGAAAAAAAAGUUGAGCCGAAGGUCGAUGUUAAGCAAAAGAAAAUGUGGAAUAUUGACGAAUACGCUUUGGAUGAGAAACCACCGGUCGCAACUCCAGAAAACUUGACAGGAAAGAAACAUAAAAUUAACAAGCGUAUCGAUAAUGAAGAUGAAAAGCCAGAAGAUAAUAAAUUUGAAUCUUUUAAGAGUCCACAAUCAGUGAAUACUGCGCAGAAAAGGAAACGGAAACACUUUUUGUCAGAGAGCGAUGAAGAAGAAAAAGUUGAACCGAAAGUCGAUGUUAAGCAAAAGAAAAUGUGGAAUAUUGACGAAUACGCUUUGGAUGAGAAACCACCGGUCGUAAUUCCAGAAAAUCUGACAGGAAAAAAAAAUAAAAUUGAUAAGCGUCUGGAUAAUGAGUCAGGUUCCUCUGACGUAGGACUCUGGGAAGAGAAAAAGCCGAAGAAGGAAAAACUGAAAAAGGAAAAAAAGUUUAAUCAAUUCAAUGAAAGAAAAGGAAAAUCUGAAGCUUCCUGUUUGAAAAUUGAAAAAGGAAAGACGGUACUAAGUAAUUUGAUUGCGGAAUCUUCAGCCAAAAAAGAGAAGUACAACAGUUUAGAUAUUUCGAAAGUGAAGGCAAAAAGUGAUAAGGAACAGAAAGAGUCUGAUUCAUUGUCGAUUAAUAAGGUGAAAAAUGAAAACGAUAAGAAGAAAAAGAAUAAGAAGAUAUUGGAUAAAUGGAUUGUUGAAAUAGCGUCGGAGACGGAGCAGAAAGUAGAAAAACUCCAGCUAAAAAAUGCCAGAAAACCAGAGAAGAAGAAGAAAAAGUCUGGGAGAGAUUCUGAAAAAUUGAACGAUUCUUCGACUGAAAAUAAAAUAGAGAAGACAGAAGGAAAGAACUCGCAGAAGAUCGAAUUAUCAAAGACUGAUCACCAAAGCAAAAAGGAAAGUCUGGAUAAGGAAGACUCUUCUUCUGAUUUCGAAAUCAAGGAUAAAACGAAAAACAAGAAGAAAAGUAAGAAAUUGAAGAGAAGCUUGUUUUUUGAAGAAUAUUCAAACUGGGAUGAUCUUAAUAACCAGAAGGAAAUUGAAUUUAAACAGGAAAAGACUACAAAAACAAUGAAUGGAUUGAUCAAUUUUGAACAUUAAAUUAAGUAAAGCGACGUAUUUCUAAAACGUGAUACAAAUCUUAUUAAGAAAAUGAGAGACGGGAAGAAUCAAUAUUUUUAUUCACAUCUUUCUUCGAUACAUCGAGGGAUUUCUUCAGUUAUGAACAUCCAGAGACAUUCUGCAGUUUCUCGUUUGAAAAUAUCUCUAUAGGUGUGAACGGAUAUUCCACAUUCGUUUCCGAAAAUACUUGUGUACCAGUCUGAGCCUUCAACUGCUAAGCAUUCUCCAGUCAUCAUGGUGUGGAUUUUGGAUAACAAACUACAGGACUUCGAUUUCCGAAUCUACUGAUUUUUCCAAUAGCAUCUUGAGGAACGGUUCCAGCGACUACUACUCCAUAAUUUAUAUUUUCACAAUUUGGUCGAGAGCUUUGCAUAUCGGGCGCAAAGAGUUGAAUUUUAUUUCCAAAUUUAAUAUAAUCUUCAUUUCUAGAAAGUCGGGUUUCUCUGCAUACAUUGUGAAAUAGUUCUCUUAUUUUUUGUACGACCAGUUCUUUAUUCUCACGCUUUUGAAUAUAAAGUUCUGUUUUUUCCUGCAGAGCAAAAUCAUUUCUAAUUGAAUAAAUAUAUUUUUUAUUUCUUAGAAGGAUCUUUUACGCAUUUAUCACUAGUUACUAGGUAGAGGUCUUAAUAAUAUAAACCUUCAAAUAUGGAUGUGCGGUCUCACAGGCCGCACCAUGCUUCUGAUAUGUGGGUCCCUCCACCCUGGUCUUCCUCGAGGCGACCGCACGUCCACGAUAUCAUCACAAUUUUAUAUUUCUGUUUCAAUUUAUUGUAAAGUAUUUAAAACACAAGCUGUCUUGAUUAUCCCUCAUUUGA